GUGGCUCCCGCUGUCUUGCAGUGAGCUAAAAACGUUUUUUAUUCGUCCCUCGGCGGGUUUUUUGUUAAUAUUUGUAAAUUAAGUCUCUGCUGCGUAGUUUACGGUUACUCCUGCCGGCAUCAUGGCGUCGACGGCGGCGGGUAAGCAGCGGAUACCGAAGGUGGCGAAGGUGAAAAAUAAAGCUCCGGCAGAGGUUCAGAUCACUGCUGAGCAGCUGCUCAGAGAAGCCAAAGAAAGGGAGCUCGAACUUCUGCCACCACCCCCGAAACAGAAGAUCACUGAUGAGGAAGAGCUGAACGAUUACAAACUGAGGAAGAGGAAGGGGUUUGAGGACAACAUCAGAAAGAAUCGGACUGUUAUCAGUAACUGGAUUAAAUACGCACAAUGGGAGGAAAGCCUGAAGGAGAUCCAGAGGGCUCGCUCCAUUUACGAGCGAGCGCUGGACGUCGACCACCGCAACAUCACGCUGUGGCUGAAGUACGCCGAGAUGGAGAUGAAGAGCCGACAGGUGAACCACGCCCGCAACAUCUGGGACAGAGCCAUCACCAUCCUGCCUCGAGUCAACCAGUUCUGGUAUAAGUACACCUACAUGGAGGAGAUGUUGGGGAACGUGGCCGGCUGCAGGCAGGUGUUUGAGCGCUGGAUGGAGUGGGAGCCCGAGGAGCAGGCCUGGCACUCCUACAUCAACUUUGAGCUGCGCUACAAGGAAGUGGACAAAGGACGCACAAUCUAUGAGCGAUUCGUCAUCGUCCACCCUGAGGUGAAGAACUGGAUCAAAUAUGCUCGUUUUGAGGAGAAGCACGGCUACAUCGCUCACGGCAGGAAGGUGUACGAGAGGGCGGUGGAGUUCUUCGGGGAGGAGCAUGUGGAUGAAAACCUCUUUGUGGCUUUCGCCAGGUUUGAAGAGACUCAGAAAGAGUUUGAACGGGUUCGGGUGAUCUAUAAAUACGCUUUGGACCGAAUCCCUAAACACCAGGCGCAGGAGCUCUUCAAGAACUACACCAUGUUCGAGAAGAAGUUUGGAGACCGGCGAGGCAUUGAGGACGUCAUCGUCAGCAAACGACGGUUCCAGUAUGAGGAGGAAGUCAAGGCAAACCCACACAACUACGACGCCUGGUUCGAUUAUCUCCGCCUGGUGGAGAGCGACGCCGACCCCGACACGGUUAGAGAGGUUUACGAGAGAGCCAUCGCCAACAUGCCCCCCAUCCAGGAGAAGAGACACUGGAGACGAUACAUCUACCUGUGGAUCAACUACGCUCUGUAUGAAGAGCUGGAGGUCAAGGAUCCUGAGAGAACGAGGCAGGUGUAUCAGGCCUGUCUGGAUCUGAUCCCUCACAAAAAGUUCACUUUUGCUAAGAUCUGGCUGCUCUACGCUCAGUUUGAGAUCCGACAGAAAAACCUGCAGGGAGCCAGAAAAGUCAUGGGCACGGCGAUCGGGAAAUGUCCGAAGAACAAACUGCUGAAGGGUUACAUCGAGCUGGAGCUGCAGCUGCGUGAGUUUGACCGCUGCAGGAAACUGUACGAGAAAUACCUGGAAUACACUCCGGAGAACUGCACCACCUGGAUCAAGUUCGCAGAGCUGGAGACCAUCCUGGGAGACGUGGAGAGAUCCAGAGCCAUCUUCGAACUCGCCAUCGGACAGCCGAGACUGGACAUGCCCGAGGUGCUGUGGAAGUCCUACAUCGACUUUGAGAUCGAGCAGGAAGAGUUUGACAACACGAGGAAUCUGUACAAGAGGCUGCUGCAGCGCACCCAGCAUGUCAAGGUUUGGAUCAGCUACGCUAAGUUCGAGCUGUCGAUCGAAGGCCCAGAGCGGCUGCAGAAGUGCCGGCAGAUCUUCGAGGAGGCCAACAAGGGCAUGAGGAGCUGCGAAGAGAAGGAGGAGCGACUCAUGCUGCUCGAAUCCUGGAGGGACUUCGAGAUCGAGUUUGGCUCGGAGACCACCAGAGAGAGAGUGAGAAAGCUGCUGCCCGAGAAGGUGAAGAAGAGGAGAAAGCUGACGGCCGAGGACGGGUCGGACGCAGGCUGGGAGGAAUAUUACGACUACAUCUUCCCCGAGGACGCCGCCAACCAGCCCAACCUCAAACUGCUGGCCAUGGCCAAGAUGUGGAAGAGGCAGCAGGUGGAGAUCGAGGACACGAACGAGGACAUGGCCGAAGACACGGGCGAGAACAGUCCAGAAAAAGGUCAAAUGCCUGAAGACAAGACGACGUCGCCCUCUGGUUCUCCCUCUCGCUCCGACGAAGCCUCGACGACUCCACCCGCUGACCAGGCGGAGAACGGCAACGACAAAAACCUGGCGAUGGAAACAGAACCGCAGAAGACGUACGACGACCGAGACGACGAUGGUAGCAGCAGCAGCAGUAGUGGGAGUGACAGUGAUGAUGAUGAUGGAGAGAAAAAAGAGAAACAGAGCAAGGGCAGCGAUGAAGAGAAAGAUUAGAUUAGAAGGGGGGGGCAAGGGAAGUGAACAUUCAUCCUGGAUCAAUUUUCUACUGUUAGUGUUGUUAUUUUUUAAAUGUUAAUACACCAAAAUCAACUCAAA
Messenger RNA from Scomber japonicus (chub mackerel), 2545 nucleotides. It is a transcript of the gene crnkl1, whose product is annotated as crooked neck pre-mRNA splicing factor 1. Bases 122 to 2443 code for a protein of 773 amino acids. Gene Ontology annotation, biological process: spliceosomal complex assembly; mRNA splicing, via spliceosome. NCBI's taxonomy places the organism in Eukaryota, Metazoa, Chordata, Actinopteri, Scombriformes, Scombridae. Gene Ontology annotation, cellular component: U2-type catalytic step 2 spliceosome; Prp19 complex; precatalytic spliceosome. The record is from RefSeq and is a predicted model, not a curated record. Gene Ontology annotation, molecular function: protein binding. The transcript is spliced from 14 exons.